Messenger RNA from Camellia sinensis, 2633 nucleotides. Lineage: Eukaryota; Viridiplantae; Streptophyta; Magnoliopsida; Ericales; Theaceae. The record is from RefSeq and is a predicted model, not a curated record.
UCUGUCUUCACUCUCACUCAGGAGCCCCCGACCCAUCCUUGAUUAACCGAUCUCUGCGGAGACUUCCAUGUUCCAAUUUUUCUCCACAUCCUAGACGCACACUCUCUCUCUCUCUAAUUCUCAAACUAUAUUUGGCAUCAAACAUCUCUCUUUGCUUCUGCUUCUGCGAUUCAGAUAACAAUCAUGACGAUUGUUUUGACAUCCAAUCUCGUCUUCAACUCUCUUGAUCGACGACUCACUUUCCAAUUCCUAUUCUCUCACUCUCGAUCGAUCAACUCCAACCUGCUCUACCAAAAUUUCCGCCCAACUCGUAUUCCUUCGACUCCGCUUUUCAGAGUUCACUGCGAGUCUACGACGGAGGAAAUGAAGAUUAGAAAGUGUUCACCUUUUCUGGAAAGUGUAUUUCUGUCUGGUGAUGGUGUCUUGGUCUCCAGUGAGUGGAAUACAGUUCCAGACAUUUGGAGGUCUUCAGCAGAAAGAUUUGGUGAUCGGGUAGCAUUGGUGGAUCCAUAUCAUGACCCCCCUUUGACCAUGACUUAUAAACAGAUUGAGCAGGAAAUUUUGAACUUCUCUGAAGGCCUUAGAGUUAUUGGACUAAAGCCAGGCGAAAAACUAGCACUUUUUGCUGAUAAUUCCUGCCGGUGGCUUAUUGCAGAUCAAGGUAUAAUGGCCACUGGAGCAAUUAAUGUCGUGAGGGGGUCAAGGUCAUCUGUUGAAGAGCUUUUGCAGAUAUAUAAUCAUUCUGAGAGUGUCGCACUUGCUGUGGACAAUCCUGAAUUUUUCAACCGGAUUGCAGAAACAUUCUGUUCCCAGGCAGCUACAAAAUUCGUCAUACUACUUUGGGGGGAGAAAUCAAGCCUGAUUAGCAAAGUGCUGGAGGGAUUGUCUGUUUACAAUUACAAGGAGAUCAUAGAUUUGGGAUGUGAGAGUCGUAUGCGUUUGCUUGAGUCUCAUGAUGCUAGGCAGCACUAUACUUAUGAAGCCAUCAACUCUGAUGAUGUUGCUACACUGGUAUACACUAGUGGAACUACUGGCAAUCCAAAAGGUGUUAUGCUUACACAUAAGAAUCUGUUGCACCAGAUAAAUAAUUUAUGGGACAUUGUACCGGCUGAACCUGUGGAUAGAUUCCUGAGCAUGCUUCCACCUUGGCAUGCAUAUGAACGAGCUUGUGAAUAUUUUAUCUUUACACAUGGAGUUGAGCAAGUAUACACAACAGUGAAAUACUUAAAGGAAGAUUUGCGACACUACCAACCUAAUUACCUGAUUUCUGUUCCUUUGGUAUAUGAAACACUCUACAAUGGUAUUCAAAAGCAGAUUUCUACGAGCUCCACUGCUCGCAAGCUUGUUGCACUUUUCUUUAUAAAUAUUAGUUUGGCAUACAUGGACUUCAAGAGAAUUUAUGAGGGGAAAUAUCUUACAAAAAGUCAGAAGCAACCUAAAUAUCUUGUUUCAGCAUUGGACUGGUUAUGGGCAAGAAUAAUUUCUUUGAUAUUAUGGCCAGUACAUAUUUUGGCCAAGAAACUUGUUUAUAACAAAAUUCACUCAGCUAUUGGAAUAUCAAAGGCUGGCAUAAGUGGAGGUGGUAGAUUGCCUUCACAUGUUGACAAGUUCUUUGAGGCAAUUGGCAUAAAAGUGCAGAAUGGGUAUGGUUUAACUGAGUCAUCUCCUGUUGUAGCUGCUCGACAUCGUGCCUGUAAUGUUCUUGGCUCAAUUGGGCGUCCACUUCAACAUACAGAAAUUAGAGUUGUAGAUUCUGAAACAGGUGAGGUUCUUCCUCCAGGUUCAAAGGGCAUUGUAGAAGUUAAGGGGCCACAAGUAAUGAAGGGUUACUACAAGAAUGAAUCAACCACAAAACAAGUCUUAGAUGAGGGUGGUUGGCUAAACACUGGUGAUAUUGGCUGGAUUGCACCUCACCAUUCAAUAGGGCGAAGUCGUCUUUGCGGAGGCAUGGUUGUACUUGAAGGACGUGCUAAGGAUACUAUAGUUCUUUCAACGGGUGAAAAUGUUGAGCCAUCAGAGCUUGAGGAAGCUUCCUUGAAAAGUAGUUUAAUUCAGCAGAUUGUUGUUAUUGGCCAGGACCAACGUCGUCUUGGAGCUAUAAUUGUUCCAAACAAAGAAGAGAUUUUAGUGACCGCAAAGAAGUUGUUGAUUGUAGGGGCGGAUGCCUCUGAACUUAGUGAGGAAAAAAUGACAAGUCUAUUAUAUGAAGAGCUGAGGAAAUGGACUUCUGGGUGCUCGUUUCAAAUUGGGCCAAUCCUUCUUGUUGAUGAGCCUUUUACGAUUGAUAAUGGUUUAAUGACUCCAACAAUGAAAAUUCGGAGGGACAAGGUUGCAGCUCAAUACAAAGAACAAAUAGAUAAUCUGUACAAGUGAAUCCCUUAUCAGCAACAAUGUUGUAACUUUAUUGCAAGCUUAUUCUCAGAGAAAAAUAGAGUAAUACAUUGAAAAAUUGCUACUUGGCUACAGACAAAUACUAUGAUUUCCCUUUCAUGUGAAGGUCUUAACGUGGUUUUGUAUCUGUACAUGGAAUAAUUAUAUGUGGAGCAACUGUAUGCCUCAUGAAUUUGUAUUUGAUAAUAUUUCUAAUAAUUUUUUUGGCUCAAAAUAUUGAAGAAAUAUUGUGGUUCUGCGUA